Molecule: messenger RNA, 2436 nt
Organism: Epinephelus lanceolatus (giant grouper)
Lineage: Eukaryota; Metazoa; Chordata; Actinopteri; Perciformes; Serranidae
Source: RefSeq, a predicted model, not a curated record
GUUUCACGUGACGCGUGUGUGGUUUCCGGGAGCGCGCGGGGCUGUGAGCAGAGUCAGGUGAGGCGGAAGUGCAGUGUAGAGAGAAAAGAGGCUCGCGCGGCUCACCUGUCAAGGUGUACGACCAGACAGAGACAAAAUGAGUAACCCCAUCCCGUCCAAUCUCAAGUCGGAGGCCAAGAAAGCCGCCAAGAUCCUCAGAGAGUUCACUGAAAUCUCCAACAGGAACGGGCCCGACAGACUCAUCCCCGCUCACGUGAUCGCAAAGGCUGAAGGUCUGGCCAUCAUCUCCGUCAUCAAGGCCGGCUUCAUGAUCACAGCCAGAGGAGGCAGCGGCAUCGUCAUCGCCAGGCUGGCCGACCGACGCUGGUCAGCACCAUCUGCCAUUGGCAUCGCCGGUCUGGGAGGAGGCUUCGAGAUCGGCGUGGAGGUGAGUCAUUACCCGUACAUCCUAAAUUUAUUUUACAAAAUGAACGUGGAGGCUGACGUGGCGAUACGCAGCCCGGCAGCAGUCUUUACCUACUGUAGAUCCAAAGGUUUGUUUGCUGGUAUUUCUCUGGAGGGAUCAGGCCUGAUCGAACGCAAAGACACCAACCGCAAGUUCUACUCCCGAGAAAUCCGGGCGUCAGCCAUUUUGAAUGGCGACGUAGAGCCGCCGUCAGAAUGCUAUGACCUCUACCACAUCCUGGAUGUCUACACCGAGGCCUACUGCGCCGACUGGACCAGCAAGAACAUGCGUCAGAAGUCAUCUCUUCCGCCAUCCAGACCGCCACCUCCACCUCAGCAGAGACCAUCAAACACCUACGUGCCGUCACCAUCAGCCGGCUACCAGCAACCAUCAGCCGGCUACCAGCAACCAUCAGCCAGCUACCAGCAACCAUCAGCCGGCUACCAGCCACCUCCAACCAGCACUGACAAGAACAAGCUGUACCCGAGUAUCUCCAUCUAUAAGUCUGAGACAUCAGGUGGAGCACUGCCGGUGGGCGGGGCAGGCGGGCAGCUGGUCGUCACGGCAAUCCACCCGUUCACGGGGCAGCAGCCCGGCGACCUGAGCUUCACCCCUGGCGACCGCAUCACCGUCCUCAACAAGACCGACUCCCAGUACGACUGGUGGGAGGGGCAACUGAUCGACGGGCGCAUCGGGAUCUUCCCUGCCAACUUUGUCACAUACUGAGCCCCCCCCCAGUGGUCUGACGCUGGAACUGCAGCUGAGUGACAGUUUGUACGGGAAGCAGGAGGGGUCAAGUCCACUAAAACUUCAGGGUUUGGCUUCAGAGUCGAUUCAUUAAAAUUGAUCCGCAAGUCGUGAAUGAAGUAAAAUAUGUGACAUCAUUGUAUGAUAUCAUGACGUGGCGCUCUGAGACAUUUCUCGCUGAUUUAAAGACAAAAUAAUAAACUAAUAAAAUAAUAAACAGAUAAUUUAAUAUGUAAAAUAACAAUUAGCUGUAAUUUAUGAAAAAUAAGUUGCUUUAAAUUUAAUGGAAAAUUUUGCCAAAAAAAAAUAAAAUAAAUAAUUUUGGCACCAAUGUUCUUAUGUACAUGUUGAAUUAUUUACACACUGUUAGAAAUGUUAAAAUAUUGCCUGCUGUUUUCUGACUUAAAGGUCGUGUUAAAAUGAAUUAAUUUAAAUUGUGCCAAUUAUUGAAUUAAAUUUUUUACCAAAGUACGUUUCUCCUUUCAGGAAACAUUGUGGAUUCAUUUAUGAAAUUACAGACGUGUUUUCAUGAAUCUGCGUUAGUUUUGGGAAAAAUGAGGAAAUUAAAAAUGAAAAUUAAAAGACAAUUUAGUUUUGAAUUUAAAAAAAUAAUGAUUCCUUUAUUUUGACAUAAAAAAAAAGUCUUUUCCACACUAAAAUCACAAACUCUACUUUCACAACAAAUUGAAUUCAAAUUUAAAACUUUAUUUGGAUUAAAAAAACUGUUAUCAGAGUUUUAAAUUUGUUAAAAUAAAUGUUUAAUAUUUUCUGACGUGUUAAAACUAUUCAGUGUUGCGUUCAGGGGACUUGGGAGCGUUGGAAACUUGGGCACUUUGUUCUGUCUGUGUUUGUGUUUACUUCACUGGUGAAUCUUUGACUUCUCAAACAACCACUUCCUGUCCUUUCCCUUCAAAAUAAAACAGAGACAAACAUAAGAGUUUUACAAAACACUUUUUCUUUUAUUUUCACUAAAAUGAUUUUUAAAAAUAUUUUUUCAAACAGGAUGAGGGUGAUCUUUUUUUUUUACAUUGAACUGAGAUGGAUCAAUGUUACUUUUCUUGACAGUGUUUAAAGCUUCGUCUGUUACAGCUGCUAAACGGGAAGUUUUAUACUUUAUACUGUAUAUGUGAUGAAGGUGAAGGUGAUGAUGAUGAUGAUGUCAGGUAGUUUGAUUAUAAUAAUCAGCUGGUGUUUUUAAAUGUCAGAUUGUUUAAGAAAAACAAAUAAAUGUCAUUUGUAGAGAA